Messenger RNA from Anopheles marshallii, 4203 nucleotides. RefSeq names its product polycomb protein Sfmbt (gene Sfmbt). The record is from RefSeq and is a predicted model, not a curated record. Bases 1 to 4203 code for a protein of 1400 amino acids. Lineage: Eukaryota; Metazoa; Arthropoda; Insecta; Diptera; Culicidae. Gene Ontology annotation, biological process: regulation of DNA-templated transcription; heterochromatin formation. Gene Ontology annotation, molecular function: zinc ion binding. The transcript has 6 exons. Gene Ontology annotation, cellular component: nucleus.
AUGAAACUUAUUCCUUUCGUUUUAGCUUUCAAUCGAGUGUUGCCUAGUAUGAAUCCACAGGAGUUUGGUACUAUGGUUUGGAUGGGACAGCUUGCUUCACCGCUUGAUGAGAACAUAACAAAUUACUACGGACCACCGCCGAUACCAAGCGUUAUGGAAGACAUCACACAACAGACCCAAACUAUGGACAUGAAUCCUGCUGCCAUUAGUUCGCUCAUGAGUGAAUACGGUGGACACUUGACGGCUAUACCCACGCCGUCCGGUUUGGCCGCAGUGCCGAAUGCUGCGGAGGCACUGGCACUGACUAAUCCGGAAUUGUUCAAUAUUCAGCAGCAGCAACAGCAGCAGCAGCAGGUGCAACAUCAUCAGCAACUACUGCAACAACAGCUUGCACUGAGUGGAUAUGGAUUUUUGGACCAAACCGCUGCAAUAGCCGCUGCGAAUAACGUCACAACGCAUGGCGAUACACCACCGACAGCAGCAGGUCUGGCCGGUAUUGGCAUGCGUCUAAUGGACGCGAGUGGGAAGCUUGCGGUCAACAACAGGACACUGGCAUCGACAGGUACUGUAGCUGCAACUUCAUCUCCAGCCUCGGACGAUGAUGGUAAUACUGAAGGACUGGAGGGCCCUGGAGAAGAUGAGGAUCAUGCCGCGUUGGAAAAUUAUGAACAGUAUCAACAGAUGAUCAAUAAUAGCACAGGAAAUGAUUACCUUUCCGUGUCCGGUCAGGACAAUUUGCUACCGUACAAGUUUAUGAACGAUCCAGCUAUGCUGCAGCAUCACUUCCUUGAUUAUGACGUUAUGGCGGAUGCAUCGAACAGCAACAGUAGUAAUAGCAAUAGCCGUUGCAGUCCCGGCACAACGGAAACAAUGGACGUAGACCAUCAGAGUGCCGUAUCGAAUCAAUCGAAUUCACGAUUCCAACAGCAGCAGCAACGGCAGCAAGAAUCACUUGGCAGUGGAGUAUCGUAUCCUGCUACGCUUUACGGCGGCCCAAUGCCGGUUGAGCGAUAUCCCAGUAAAAAGAUUAGACCAGUGAAGCGACCUGGUCUGGUACUGAAAACCCCUAUAGCUUACAAAGGUGACAUAGAUCCGUCGGUGAUUCCUAUACAACGCGAUGGCAUGGCAAUCUGUGAAAAAUGCGGUGCCAUCGGUGUAAAACAUUCGUUCUAUACAAAGCAACGACGGUUUUGUAGUUUGGCAUGUGCUCGCUCAUUCGAAUCACUACGCGUGUACAGUGCACCGUUCCGAACAGGACCUGGAAACAAAGUACCGGGCACGGCAAACGACGACAACAGCAGACAUCUGGCCACGUCCUCGUUGACCGACAACACAUCGUCCUCCAGCAUCGGGUUGCUAUCGACACCACCCGACCAAUUAAUAGACGAUUCGAAUCUGUCCUCGGGGGACGUGGAUAGCAAACGUGUGCCGUUACAGCAACUGCAUCAGCAUCAAGAACAAGUACAAACGAUCGGCUAUCGGUUUAAGAUGUCUGGAACAUCGCAUACUCAGCCGAUAUCUGUCAGUGGCGGAGGUAUCCAUAGCAAUAGUAAUAGUCACGAUGGCAGUAGUAGUGCCACGAAUGGUAUGUUUGGUGGUAAGAUGGUUGGUGGCGCUGGCAUGCUACAAGAACUAUUGCCACAGGAGGAAAUUCCUCAGCUACCAAAGGGGAACCGUUUACCAUCCCCGUGUCCACAGGACGAUCGUAUCAACAGCAUUCGUCGGAAACCGAAUGAGUUUCACAAUUCUUAUGAUUGGACGCAAGCAUUAGCGGAACCAAAGUUUUACGCCGCUCCCGUCACCUGUUUCAAGCACGCGCCCGGUUACGAUAUGUGGCCAAACGUUGUGAUUGGUAUGAAGGUGGAGGUGGAAAACACGGACUGUGAUGUACCGCAGGCCCUAAUUGGAGGAAUACCGCAUAGCUUCUGGGUGGCGACCGUGUUACGCAUUUGUGGUUACAAGGCAUUAUUACGCUACGAAGGUUUCGAUGGCGAUGCUUCGAAGGAUUUCUGGGUUAAUCUAUGCUCGGCCGAAGUUCACCCGGUGGGUUGGUGUGCUACACGCGGCAAACCGCUGAUUCCACCAAAGAGCAUUGAGAAACCGUCCCCGGACUGGAAGGAGUUUCUCGUGGCAAGGCUCUCGAAUGCGCGCACUCUUCCGUCGACAUUCUACAAUAAAAUUAGUGAUAGUUUUAAGUCACGGUUUCGCGUUGGUUUGAAUCUGGAAGUGGUGGAUAAAAAUCGCAUCUCGCAAGUGAAACUAGCGACGAUCAGUAAGAUCAUCGGCAAACGAUUGUACGUACGGUACUACGACAGUUCACCGGAUGAUUAUGGGUUCUGGUGUCACGAGGAUUCACCGCUGAUACAUCCCGUAGGUUGGGCAACGACGGUAGGACACAACUUGGCGGCACCGGAGGAAUACAUGGACAGGAUGAAUGCGGCAAGUGAUCAAAUUUUAGAGCCACACGAAGACGAUGCUACGAUGGACCUGUUUAAAACGAACUUCCAGUUUGAAGAGUAUUGUUACGAUGGAAAACAAACAGGGUUCGAGGAAAACAUGAAGCUGGAAGCUGUCGAUCCACUAAACCUUUCCUCGAUCUGUGUUGCCACCGUGAUGACGGUACUGAAGUUCGGCUACAUCAUGGUACGCAUCGAUUCGUACGAUCCGGACAUUAACGGGGCGGAUUGGUUUUGCUAUCACGAAAAAUCGCCUUGCAUUUUUCCGGUUGGAUUCUGUGCAAAGAACAGUAUAACCCUAACACCACCGAAAGGAUACGAUCACAGUACCUUCACCUGGGAACAAUAUCUGCUGGACACCAAGUGUAAACCGGCGACGGAGGAUAUUUUUCACCGAGACCAAAUACGACAACGUUUUAAGGUUGGAAUGAAAUUGGAAUCUGCUGACCUAAUGGACCCAAGACUGAUCUGUGUUGCAACGAUUGCGCGGGUGGUUGGUCGUUUGCUAAAGGUACACUUUGAUGGUUGGGAAGAUGAGUAUGAUCAGUGGUUGGAUAGUGAAAGUCCCGAUAUAUAUCCUAUUGGCUGGUGUGUGCUUGUCGGUCACAAAUUGGAGGGUCCACGUAUUUUGCCAAAGGUUGUACCGACGCAAAAGAUUUCACCCAAAACGACGAAAAAAGGUAAAAGAAAGAAGAAGCUGAAAAUGGAGCCACCACAAGAUGACGAAAUAAUAGGUUGUACAUAUUAUAUCGAUAAUUUUGCAGCCCAACCAGCGCCCACGACACGAACGGCAAGAAUAAAAAAGGAGCAAGAACACUUUGAGCAGCAGAAACUGUUGUCCGCAAACCCAGGCCAAUUCGACUACAGUUCGCUCGGCCAGAUGGUUCCGACCGAACUGGGCGGUCAGCUAUCGCAACAGUAUUCGAGUGACACUGGCACCCCAUUGCUGAUGGGCAAUCAAAUGCAAAUGCAACAUAAUCAUCAACCUCCGGAGCUGGGCAUUGGAUUGAGUGGUGGGUGCGUCACCAGUGCAUCGACUGCGUUACACACAUUUAUCAAACACGAAACGAACCACGACACAACAACAUCGCUGCUGGGUGGAACAAGUUUGCUCGGACCAAUCUUCGAUCAAUCACCCGGUGGAACCACCAGUGGACCGGCAACCGCUACUGUAGGGCCGGGCAACACGGAUACGGACGAAGUAGAUAUGCGUACGGAGGACGAGGAUGGUGAGUCCAGUUCUGCUACCGGGCUUCCGUCUACAGCACCGUCGUCGGAGAUUGCGGACAACGAGAUAGACAAAACGAUACCUAGACUUAUUCACCACGAUUCAGCAAAUAGUGGCGGAUCACCAGACUCGGUCGGUGGUGGUACGGCCGGUGGUCUCAGUAACUCGAACGGCAGUAACUCCGGUUUGGUCGGCGUAAGUGGCAUACUGAACUCAACGUCCUCCUUCGGUAUGGCAGUUUCGAACAGUGGCCAGAUCAUGCCAGAAAGCUGGGAAGUGAAAGACGUUGCGACUUUUCUUACGAUCAAUGAUUGUGCCGUACAUGCGGAACAGUUUGUGCAGAACGAUAUCGAUGGCAAACGUUUGCUGCAGCUCAGUAAGGACGAUAUUAUUACGUUGCUAAAUCUGAAGGUAGGCCCGGCGCUAAAAAUUUUCGAUCUCAUUCAGCAACUAAAGUGUAAAAUCGAUCCGACCAAAUUGCGCCACCUUUCUAAAGGGACCGGCAAAAAGUUUCUCUAG